This is a messenger RNA of Plasmodium cynomolgi strain B, 651 nucleotides long. RefSeq lists its product as hypothetical. The transcript is spliced from 2 exons. NCBI's taxonomy places the organism in Eukaryota, Apicomplexa, Aconoidasida, Haemosporida, Plasmodiidae. The record is from RefSeq and is a predicted model, not a curated record. The coding region runs from base 1 to 651 and encodes 216 amino acids.
AUGAAGAAAUUUGAUUCAAAUUAUAGCAGAUUUGUUAAUUUAAUAUACACUUCCGUUGCCACUGUUGAAAUAUGGAGUACAAAGGAAAAUCACAUCUGUGAAUGGCUAAUUUGGAAGCCUAGUAGACUGCUAAGUAAAGAAGAAAUUGUAAUUAAGGAAAAUCAUGGACACUCGAAAAAAAAUAUUGCCGAUUUGUUAGAGUUAGACGAAGUGACCAUUGAAGAACAUUAUGAAUCAUUAAUGUCCGAAGGUUUCAACAAGAAUAGCAUUAAAUGGAAAAUAUUUGGGAAUCACACACCUCAAGUGGAAAAAAUUACGAACCAAAUAAAUAAAACGAUUGAUUUAGAAUUAAUCCGUGCCUUAAAAUCAGAUUCUUAUUAUCAGGGAAAUUAUUUGGUUUCUGUAAAAGAAUCAAAAAUUGAGCGGAUAAAAUCGUUCUUUUGUAAGUAUAAAAUAUUUUCACCCCACGUCGUUCUCUUUUUGGGCGUAAUUUUGUCUUCAUCGUUGAAAGAACCCGUUUCUGCUGUUUUGUUAGUCAUUCUGCUGUUCAUAUUAAUAAUAUAUUUUUUCAUGAAAAUACGAAAAUGCACCUACAUUAUGGAGAUUAACAGAAAAUCAAGGAACAAUUAUGUUGGUUUUAUGGACUAUUAG